UCUGCUACACGUCAUGAGCCAUGGGAAAUGGUCAUGAGCUCUUCUCCCAUUUCCUUGCUGUCGGGAUUGUGAUCGAAGACACGUUGGAACAGCCCCACAAACCAAUCGUACAAGGAGAUGGUUUCGCCACCUCGUUCCCAUACUACUGUUGCCCAGGCUUUGUCGGUUAAUAGCUCUAUGUAGUAGGUGAUCUUGCGUGUGUCCGGCAUGCCUGCAUAGCUGGCAAAGAACAACAAGCAUUGCAGAAGAAAAUCCUUGCAUCGCGCUGGAUCACCUGCAUACUUCUCUGGCAUUGGUAUCCAAGGAAAUGGGGUGUGAGUCUGCAUGACUGCCGGUGUGCUCUGGGAAAGCUGAGUGACCUGUUCGGUCAGAUAGGCAAGCUGUUGGUGGUGUUCUCCCAUGAGCCAUCCAUGGUGAAGUAUUCUGUCACGAUUUGGAGGCACAGACAGAAGCAAAUGCAGGUAUGCCAGUGUAAUAAAACAACAAGUCCAAAGGAUAAGGUAGAUGUCAAUUAUCAUGAACAGGCAGAGGUCAGGCGAUCAGGCAAACAGUACAAACAGGGCAGGGCAAAGAGACAAGGUCGUAAAUGGAAGCAAAGUCAAAAAACCAGAAUAAACAGACAUGGUACGAAGUCUUGGUAUAGACAAAAGGCAACUAAGAAUAUACUUCACAAUCUGAUGACUGAAUAAGAGUCUCUUAAAAGGAGUAGUGCUAGUGUGUGUGUGAUUGGAAACAAGGGUCUCUGAUUAGAACUCUGGGGAUGGUGAACUUGUCCGUGUGUGUUUGGGAAGUGUAGUUGUUGUUGGUCAUGUUUGUACUUCGUGGUGCAUUCUGGGAAAUGGAGUUGCUGUUUUGCAGUGGUAUGACCAAUAGCGCUGAUGAAUAAACAAUUCAUAAGGGAAAAGUACCAAAGUGUAAGGUUUGAGUGUCUACAAUUCAAGAGCACCGCAGUGUAAUUAUCAAUAAUAACAGUCUAACACACUACACACCCUCAAACGAGGUCACACUUUUUUUUACACCCCUCAAAAUUUAUCGACUUAUUUAUAGACCUGUCAAUAGUCGUCCUGUGCCGCGUCCUGUACGUGUAUAAAUACCCCCUAAAAGCUUUUUCAGAAGACCAUUUAGAAGACUCAUGUACAGUGCACAGGUUAUAUCUGCUCAUACACACAUCAAGAAAUAGGACACACACCAGGUCCAGCCAUGCUGCAGACACUUCUGAUUUGGGCAGUCUUUGCCACAACUCUCCCUCCUCCUACCAGUCAGCGUUGCUUCAAGGCCAAUGAGUCUCAGUGUGACAAUGUGGACUUCACUCCGGGAUCCGACCUAGCAGGAGAAGGCUUUGACAUCACCACCAUGCAACGGAAAGGGGCCUUUGUCCUUGACAUGAGCUCCUGGCUCCAGAAGGACAAGUCCUGCACUCUCUGUAAAAACCCCUACAUGGGAGGUCAAACGCAGAAGCUCCCAGUUUCUGUUGUGGACUGGAGACCAAGUCAGAAGUGCAGCACAAAGUUAUCCAGCUCUGUCUACCAGUCCAGUGAGGCCCUGGUCAGUGCCAGCACCUCCUCUAUCGAGAACAACUGGCAGUCAGACUUGCAAAUAACAACUCCAAAAGUCCAGGGAUCACUGAUGCUGGCAGGCAGUAACUCCAAGCUGGCUGAAUAUUCCAUGAAGAAGACCAAAAACGACAAGUUCAGCUUUACCAGUCAUGAUGUCACAUGUGGAUACUACAGAUACAGGGUUUCGAAGCGCCCACUCCUGCACCCAGAGCUAAGUGACGAAUUAGGAAGUCUCCCCGAGAUAUACGAUGAGUCAUCAAAGCACCUCUAUUACAAGCUGAUUGACAAGUUUGGUACUCAUUAUAUCUCAAAGGUGACUCUGGGUGGAGAGGUUCGCUCUGUGACCAGCAUCAAGGAGUGCGAGGCGUCCUUGCAGGGUCUGAGCGUAGAUGACGUGAAGAUGUGUCUGGACGUGGAGGCUUCUGUCAGUAUGGGAAUAGCUGCAAGUCUGCAGACUGAGGCUCAUCACUGCAAGAAAACCAAGGAAAAGACUAUGAAUAAAAAGAGUUUUGCUAGCAGCUUCAGUGACAGAGAAACAAAUGUGAUUGGUGGCUACACUCAGAGUGUCGACCUCCUCUUCUCAUCAAAUAAGGACCCAAAGGCCUAUAAGGAGUGGGUCACGUCUCUGCCCGCUCACCCUGAUGUGCUUUCCUACUCGCUCACGUCCCUUCACGAGUUGCUGCCAGCGAAACAACAAAUACGAGCGCAUUUGCGCACUGCCAUCAAGGACUACAUCCUCCAGAGGGGCCUGUUGAAAAACUGCACAAGCCCAUGUAAGACCGGUGUGAAGACCAACCCCAACGAACCGUGCAGCUGCAGCUGCCACAACAACCCGGGUGUGGCCCUCAACUGCUGCCCAACUCAGAAAGGAUUUGCUGAAGUCACCAUAACUGCAAUCAGUGCCACGGGUUUAUAUGGAGAUUACUGGACUCAGACGGACGCAUAUGUCAAGAUCCUCCUCAACGGACGGAUCAACAGAGGCCAGACGUCCGUGAUCUGGGAUAACAAUUCACCAACGUGGAACCACCAAUUCCACCUUGGAACUGUGGACCUUACUCAUUUCAGCAGUGUGAAGAUGGAGGUGUGGGACGAGGACAGUGGUUCAGAUAACGACCUUCUCGGGGCAUGCAAUGCUCCACUGAAAUCUGGAGUGAAGAAGGAUGUCUGUGUACUGAAUCACGGAGUGCUCUAUUAUAAAGUGGAGGUGAAAUGCAUUCACGGUUUGGCUGGUUCUUCGUGCAUGGAGUACAAGCCCUCUCCCAUGGAUGCACAGCUAGAGAAAGUGUACAUCUCCCGGAAUGCUCGCCCAAUUCCCAGAGGCAUGCUGCUGGAGAUGGGAGUGCUCCCCGAUGAGCGUAUUCCCCGCUUCAACCAGAGCAACAUUCGCAAAGCUAAAGGUCUUGAGUUGUAGACCAGUUGUGUUCUUUGUGCAUAUUCACGCCAGUUAUCAUGCUGUUUGAAGUAGAAUAGGUGCACAUAUUACUGGCACAUUAUUACUAAACCUUUCCUGCUCAUUUCUGCUGCCAUUGUCUUUUAUUUCAAGCCUAAUAAAAGUCUCAUGAAGCAAAAUAUUCUGGAAAUAUUACUGAAGUAUUCUUGGAAAAAAACAGAUAUUGUGUGUCAUGUCCAAUAAAUGCAUGGGUUACAUUAGCAACUUUUAAAAAGCAUGUAGAAAACCUCCUCAAGAAAACCCACAAGUCUAGUAUUAACAUAAAUCAUGUGUUUUGUUCUCCAAACACACACACACACACACACUUGAAAUAGGGAUAAGUGGCCCGAACCCCUAUCAUUUGCAGUACGAGAGGUCCCAAAAGCCUCCACGGGGUGCUCCCUGUUUGAAUUGCUAUAUGGACACAAGCCUCACAGCGUCGUAUUUGUCAGGAGGAGGGACCGCCUAAGAGUGAAAAUGAAAUUCAGUACAUUCUUGACCUACCAAUGGGGCGAUUAAAACAGGAGAUUAUGCUGCAGGUGCAAGCACAUCAAUCCAGGCUGUAUGUAAUAGAUGGCACUUGGCUAUGUGAGUUUUCAAGGGAGAGAAGGUGCUCGUAUUAUUACUCACUUUGAGCUCCAAAUUAAUCGUAAAGUGGCAAAGGCCAAAGUAAGUCGGUGAUGUCAAUUAAGUGGUAAGGCAAACAGAUAAAGGCACACAGCAGAUAUACGACCUCAAUCUCCUUAGGUGAUGGAGAGAGAUAGUCCCUGUGGCUUUGGCGAUGGUAGCUCUGGAGAGCAAGCGGCUGGAACCGGCAGUGAACCAAAAACA
Molecule: messenger RNA, 3816 nt
Organism: Ictalurus furcatus (blue catfish)
Lineage: Eukaryota; Metazoa; Chordata; Actinopteri; Siluriformes; Ictaluridae
Product: perforin-1-like
Exons: 5
Coding region: 1201-2967 (588 amino acids)
Source: RefSeq, a predicted model, not a curated record